CGUUCAUCUAUUACACUCACCCUUCUUGCCUGCGCUGCAAAACCAAUGCUCGAUCUUAACCUUUUUCAAGUCGACAAGGGUGGUAAUCCGGAGCUGAUCCGGGAAUCACAAAGGAAAAGAGGAGCUCCAGUCGAGUUGGUUGACGAGGUCAUCGGUCUAUAUGAUGAAUGGAGGAGAAUUCGUUAUGAUUUGGAUCAGGUCAACAAACAACAGAACGCCAUACAAAAAGAAAUAGGUUUGAAAAAAAAGAACAAGGAAGAUGCCUCGGAAUUGAUCGCCAAGAAGGAAUCUCUUAAUUCCGAGAAAGAACGUUUAACAAAUCUUGAAAAAGAGAAAGAAGAAAUAUUAAAAUCUAAAGCUAGUACAAUCGGAAAUAUUGUCCACAACUCUGUACCAGUUUCUUUAGAUGAAGCAAAUAAUGAGAUUAUCAAGAAGUGGGAACCACUAGCGGAUGCAGAUAAUAUUAAGAGGAGACCUGAUGGAAUUUU
Acaulospora morrowiae is the source of this 488-nucleotide messenger RNA. Lineage: Eukaryota; Fungi; Glomeromycota; Glomeromycetes; Diversisporales; Acaulosporaceae. The record is from the annotation of a GenBank genome assembly.